AUGGCAAGAAGAUCACUGCCUUUGUGCCCCGAGAUGGUUGCCUCAAACUACAUUGAAGAAAAUGACGAAGUGCUCAUUGCCGGGUUCGGUCGGAAGGGUCACGCCGUCGGUGACAUCCCUGGUGUACGAUUCAAGGUGGUGAAAGUGGCCAAUGUGUCCCUGCUGGCCUUGUACAAGGAGAAGAAGGAGCGAUCUCGGUCCUGAAAAAGGAUGUGCUUUUUAUGUGGUUCAGUGAAUCUUCCGCGCAAUGUUUCCUUCUUGAAUAAUGAAGAAGAAGAAAAAAUAACGAAGGAAGUGAUCACAUAAAAACGCGCAGGUUCCAUGAACCCAUUUUUCUCUAGUGUUUGACAAUUUAUUUAUCUUUAAAUCUUGGUGCAUGCAGUACAGUGAGACCCUCAUAUGUGUAUGUAAUGGUGCAUCAAGAGUGUCCCCAA
Molecule: messenger RNA, 434 nt
Organism: Notodromas monacha
Lineage: Eukaryota; Metazoa; Arthropoda; Ostracoda; Podocopida; Cyprididae
Source: the annotation of a GenBank genome assembly